GAACAUAUGUAGAUGGCGACAAAGUUCACGUUCAAUCUGAUUUCAAAUUUGUAAGAGACUGCCACCCAAAACUGUAGCUGCCGCAGUGUACAACCACCCUCUCUUCUCGGUCUACACCCCCAUAAUUUUCUUCUGGGUUCGAUCCAGCUUUCAUUGUAUCACCUACUCUCAACCGAUCUCCAUCAUUCUCGUGUUUCCUUUCGUUUUAGCGCCAUGAAAACUAAUCAACCAAAGCUCAAGACCCAACUCUUCUCUUGUGGCUUUUUUCGCCAUUGCACUCAAACCGUUCUUAGCCCCACCAGUACUCCUCACCCUCAAACCUUUCCUCUCUCGUCCUCUGAUCUGCCGCUGCCGCCACCACCACAACUCCACCCCGCACCUCGCCGUCCCUCAGUGCCAGAAUCCUCGUCAUCUUCUUCAUCCUCUUCAACCUCCCAAAGCUUCACUCAGUGGAGGUUCCAACUCCCACACUCGCCCAUCCUCCCCAGCCCACCCCCCGUGUCGGAACCCAUGCCCGAGGGCACCCUCCCAUCCGACCCUGUUUCCCUACCACCACCCAUUACCUCCUCCGAGCUACAGGAACUCUUCCACAUAGCGGAGCUACAACUAAGCACCGGCUCUGAUCAGGACCGGUUCGCUGCUCUCCAACUCUUGGAGCGCUCACUCGUUCCCAACCCGCCAUCGGACCCGGAAUGCUCGCCCGAACUCAUGGGCGGAGUGGUGGGAAGUUUGAAAACCCAUGCGGGUGCAAAACCCGCGACGAAGAUACUACUAGCGCUCUGCUUGGCGGAGGGCAACCGCCACGUGGCGGUUGAGGCCGGGGCGGUGUCUGCGGUAGUGGAGGCUGUGCCGGAGCUGGACGAUGCGGCGGCUGAGAGAGCGCUGGCGGCUCUGGAGCUGAUGUGCACGGUGCCAGAGGGAGCGGCGGAGGUUCGGGCCCACGCACUGGCGGUGCCGGUGAUGGUGGCCGUGAUGGGGAGAAUGGCGGCGCGCGCCAAGGAGUACGCGAUUAGCGUGCUGGCCGUGAUCUACGGGGGCGAGGGGUCGGAGGAACGGCCGGCGCCAGCGGAGGAGGUGGCGCGUGCAGUGGCGUUGGCGUUGAGAGGCGAUUGUAGUGCGAGGGGAAGGAGGAAGGGGGCCCAGCUCUUGAAGGCGCUAGAAGUUGAAGAUAACUAUGGGGCGGUCUAGUUUUGUCUGUAAUGGUCAAAGAAAGGGUCAUGACUCAUGACCACUUGGUCUAUUACUAUUUCAUCCUCUCAUAAUUUGACUUUUAUCGAUGGUUUCUUUUCAGUUUAUUAAACUGUCACGCCAUCUUUCAAA
Molecule: messenger RNA, 1320 nt
Organism: Carya illinoinensis
Lineage: Eukaryota; Viridiplantae; Streptophyta; Magnoliopsida; Fagales; Juglandaceae
Exons: 1
Coding region: 214-1188 (324 amino acids)
Source: RefSeq, a predicted model, not a curated record